UAAAAUUUUCAGUAUUUGUUGUGAGUUUUAUCAUUUAUAUAUUAAAUAUAUAUGGUAAACAAGAUGGACAUGGAGAAUAUAAUGUGCAUGUCAACCAAUGUGGACAAUAAAGUUGAUGAUGUCAUCACCACAAUGAAUGGAAACACUGGUAACCACGUUAUUGCUCACUUAAAUACUUGGGUGCCUCCGUCUAAUUCCAAUAUGCUCGAUAUCUACAGUUUUUGUAAGGUUAUUAUAAAAAAAUUUACUAAAGACGCGUGUUUGGAACAAAUAUAUGAAGGUACUUGUACUAUUUUCUGCCAGUAUGAUAGUAUUGAAAAUGUCGUUGUGAUAAGAGUUGGUAGCGAUGCUGACACCUCAAUAACAUUGAAGGAAUAUAAACUCAAUUUUGAUAACAAUAUCUGUGGUAUUGGACAAAAAUCAUGUAUUCUUAAUAUAGAUUAUGAAGAUAUUGUGUUUUGCUUUUCAUCUGAAGAUAACUAUAAAGACUUCAAAUCAUAUGUUGAUCUUGUAAGAGAGGCUCAGCGAGAAGCGGUUUUUGAACAACAUAUUGAACACACUGAAGAUUCUUCCAUUCCCAUGUAUUUUCAAUCGAACGGUUCCCUAAUGCAACAACAAGACAUUAUGGAAGACAAUGUACGCAUAAAUACAUAUAAGUGUGCCAUAAUUGGAAAUAAACAGGAUUUCAAAAACAAAAUCAUAUUAAAUAUUUGCACUGGAUCAAGCAUUUUAUCAUUUUUUGCUAUUCAAGUUGGUGCUGCUAAAGUUUAUUCAAUUGAAACAGCAAAUAUGGCUCGGUAUACUCUGCAAUUGGCUGUGGCAAACAAAGUAGAAGAUAAAAUAAUAAUUUUAACUGGUGAAGUCAAUGAAAUAGAUCUACCUGAAAAAGUUGAUGUUAUUAUUUCUGAGCCAAUGGGGUAUAUGCUGUACAAUGAUCGUAUGUUAGAAACAUAUCUAUAUGCUCGAAAAUGGUUAAAAGUUGGCGGUAAAAUGUUUCCAACUCAUGGUGAAUUACAUGUGGCACCAUUUUCAGAUCAAUCGCUAUAUUCAGAACUAUGUUUUAAUGCGAAUUUUUGGUAUCAACAAUCAUUUCACGGUGUCAAUUUAACUACAUUACAUAAAGCAGGAAUGAAAGAAUAUUUUAGACAGCCUAUUAUUGAUACAUUUGAUAUUGAGAUCUGUUUGGCAGAUUCAGUUAAACAUCUGUGUGAUUUCCUGAAAGAUAAUGAUACUGAUCUUCACAAUAUUAAUAUUCCAUUAGAGUUUAACAUACUCCAAACUAACGUAUGUCAUGGUCUUGCAUUUUGGUUUGAGGUCGAAUUUUGUGGUUCUUCCCAGAACGUGCGGCUAUCAACUUCACCUACUGCACCUAUGAGUUACUGGUCGCAGAUGCGUUGCUUAUUGCCAGUUCCAAUUUUUGUUAAACAAGGUCAAAUAUUAAAAGGUCAAGUUGUACUAGUAGCAAAUCGCACACGAUACUACAAUGUGACCGUCGACUUAUAUCUUGAAGACACGAAUAUAUCCUCUGGAAAUACACUUGACAUGAGAAAUCCAUACUUUAGAUAUGUUGAAACACCUGUGAAAUCACCACCCGGUACUAAUGCUCAAAGCAAUUCAGCGCAGUACUUGUCCGAAUCAGAUGCUCAACGGAGAACCACAAUAAUAAAUGGAGAACUGGAUAAUCACAUUUGUGAUAUUACUAGUGAUGGCGCAAGUAAUGCUACCGGUAAUGCCACUAGUGAUUCCGCUAGUGAUGCUACUAGUAAUGCCACUAGUGAUUCCGCUACUGAUGCUACUGGUAAUUUCACUUGUGAUUCCGCUACUAAUGCUAUUGGUAAUGCCACUGGUGGAGUUGGACACGUUAAAUUUGCUCAUGAAUGA
Teleopsis dalmanni is the source of this 1881-nucleotide messenger RNA. Its product is annotated as histone-arginine methyltransferase CARMER-like. Gene Ontology annotation, biological process: peptidyl-arginine methylation. Bases 52 to 1881 code for a protein of 609 amino acids. Gene Ontology annotation, molecular function: protein-arginine N-methyltransferase activity. NCBI's taxonomy places the organism in Eukaryota, Metazoa, Arthropoda, Insecta, Diptera, Diopsidae. The transcript has a single exon. The record is from RefSeq and is a predicted model, not a curated record.